Messenger RNA from Manis pentadactyla (Chinese pangolin), 977 nucleotides. It is a transcript of the gene HYI, whose product is annotated as hydroxypyruvate isomerase (putative). The transcript has 8 exons. NCBI's taxonomy places the organism in Eukaryota, Metazoa, Chordata, Mammalia, Pholidota, Manidae. The record is from RefSeq and is a predicted model, not a curated record. Gene Ontology annotation, biological process: glyoxylate metabolic process. Gene Ontology annotation, molecular function: hydroxypyruvate isomerase activity. The coding region runs from base 51 to 884 and encodes 277 amino acids.
ACUUCCGCCUUCCGCCGCCGGACUCUGCCCGCGCGCGUGCUCCCGCCGCCAUGGCGCCGCUGCGCUUCUCUGCCAACGUGUCGUGGCUGUUCCGCGAGCUCCCCGGCCUCCCUGCGCGGCUCCAGGCGGCAGCCAGCGCGGGUUUCGAGGCCGUCGAGAUCGGCUGGCCCUAUGAGGAGCCGCCGGAGGCGCUGGCCCACGCGGCGCGGGAGGCGGGGCUGCGGCUCGUUCUGAUCAACACGCCCCCGGGAGACCCGGAGAAGGGGGAGAUGGGCCUGGGGGCCGUUCCUGGGAGGCAGGCAGCCUUCCGCGAGGGGCUGGAGCAGGCUGUGCUGUACGCCAAAGCUCUGGGCUGUCCUAGGAUUCAUCUGAUGGCCGGCCGAGUACCCCAGGGGGCUGAUCGAGCAGCAGUCAGGGGUGAAAUGGAAAUGGUUUUUCUGGAGAACCUGAGGCAUGCAGCCGGGGUUUUGGCUCAGGAGAACCUCGUGGGACUGCUGGAGCCCAUCAACACCCGCGUCACUGACCCCCAGUACUUCCUGGAUACACCCCAGCAGGUGGCAGCCAUCUUACAGAAGGCGGGAAGACCCAACCUCCAGUUACAAAUGGACAUAUUCCACUGGCAGAUCAUGGAUGGGAACCUGACAGGAAACAUUCGGGAGUUCCUGCCCAUAGUAGGGCAUGUGCAGGUGGCACAGGUUCCAGGCCGGGGAGAGCCUGGCAGCCCUGGUGAGCUGAACUUCCCCUAUCUAUUCCAACUGCUGGAGGAUGAAGGCUACAAAGGCUUUGUGGGCUGCGAGUACCAGCCUCAAGGAGACACAGGAGAGGGCUUGAGUUGGCUCCGUUCAUACUGGGAUAGGCGGGGCCGCCCGCAGGCUGGCCAGUGAGGUCCUACACUCCACCAUGCCUCUCUGGGACAGUGAGUUAAUAAGCAACCUGAAUCUCCUCCGAAUUAAAAGACAACCCACUGGACACUUUCA